CAAUGAUGGCGUCGUUACGAUUUUUGGCAAUCGCGACAGUUAUAUCCGUGACGUCAGCGAGUCCUUCGGCAGUCGACGUCGUGCAGGACAUUUACCGCGGCUGCCUGGACGACUUGUCAGUGAAUUGCGUCAAACCGAAAGCCCUGCAGUGGAUUAGUGACGUUGCCAACGAAAACGAGAUCAAAAUCACGGAAGAUUUGUUCGUGGUCAAGAAAGAUAACCCAGAAGUUGAGAAAGAGCGGUCGCUAGCGAGUGACGUGUUUGACAAGUUUGAAGAUUUUAUUCAAACUCACGAACUGGUGGCCAAACCUCCCUCCAUUCUAAGCUCAGAUGGACCCUUGGGGUCGCUCGUUCCGAGAUCUUUCCAUCCGGAGGAACUCAAAGUUCCAUUAGCUGAAACCGGAAGGUCUUCGAAAAUCAUCAAGAAGGUGAUUCUUCCCUUUUUGCUGGGACUGAAGUUUAAAACGGCCAUAGUGGUGCCUUUGGUUCUAGCUUUGAUCGCUUUGAAAACCUGGAAAGCUUUGACGCUGGGUUUGCUAUCGUUGGUGCUAACCGGUGCAUUGUUGAUUUUCAAACUAACUAAGCCGAAGACCGUGAGCUACGAAGUUGUUCACUACCCGCAGCACAUCGACCACCACGUAGAUCACCCACCUACGUUUAGCGGUUUGGAGCAUCCCGGGUACGGAAGACAAAUGAGUGCAAAUGAAAUGGCUUACAAUGCUUAUUUAAGUUAAAUAAGUUUCAUGGAUAGUAAUUUAUUUAAAUCAAAUUU
Molecule: messenger RNA, 772 nt
Organism: Cylas formicarius (sweet potato weevil)
Lineage: Eukaryota; Metazoa; Arthropoda; Insecta; Coleoptera; Brentidae
Gene: Osi18
Exons: 4
Coding region: 3-734 (243 amino acids)
Source: RefSeq, a predicted model, not a curated record